AUGGGCGUGCGGUUACGGGCGAACGGGCACCGGGGUUCAGGCGCUGGGCGUCGGAUGCCGGAGCGCUCCAUGCACGCGGUCGGGGCGCUGGAGGCGAUGGCGCGGUGGCGCAAGGGCAAGCCAGAGCGGGGAGGGAUGCGGGAGGCCAGGGCGAGGCCAGGGGUCGAGCCGAGCAGGGGGAAAGGGGGCGGCCGACACGUUGAGCGCGGCGCUGCAGCGGCAGCGACCGCGGCCGCCGACGAGGUCGCAAGGAGCAAGGCGUGCGGGCUGCGGGGCUGGCGGCGGCCGAGCGCGACCACGGCGGGGCAGUGGACGCAGCCGGUGGGCGCGAGGCGGGCUGCGGGAGGAGGUGAGGCCAGGGUGGGUGCGCGAGCACGGAGCGGCCUGAGCGCGGGCGAGUGGGGCGUGGUCAUCACUGGCGAGGACGCCACGGGCGCGGGGUCAGAGAGGGGAGAGAGAGAGGAGGAGGGAGUUUCCUCACCCCACGUUGCGGGGGAACAAGCGGCGAGGCUCGAGGUGGCUGCUCGGGGGGAGACGAGGGUGCGUUCCGGCGACGUGGCUCCUGCGGCGGGGUCCCGGGCAGCGUCGGCUUCACGACGAGGAGGAGGCCAUCGGGGAGGAGAUGAGGAGGCGUCCGAGACGAGGUGA
This is a messenger RNA of Aegilops tauschii subsp. strangulata, 648 nucleotides long. Lineage: Eukaryota; Viridiplantae; Streptophyta; Magnoliopsida; Poales; Poaceae. The record is from RefSeq and is a predicted model, not a curated record.